AUGGCGGCUCCACAGGACAAUCGACCACGUGAAGAAGAAGACGAAGAGGAGGAGAUUGACGACUCUAGCUACAAGACUAUCAAAGACGCCGUUCUCUUCGCAAUCGACGUCAGUCCUACCAUGCUUGAGCAACCGCCCAAGUCGGAAGACAAGAAAGCCGAGCGCGACUCCCCCACGUCUGCUGCAUUGAAAUGCGCCUACCAGCUGAUGCAGCAGCGCAUCAUCUCGAACCCAAACGACAUGAUGGGCAUACUGCUCUUCGGUACCGAGAAGACGGACUUGAAGGACGGUGACAACACGUUUCAAAACUGCUACCUCCUUGCAGACCUUGACGUCCCGUCCGCUCAGGACGUCAAGAGGCUCAGAGAUAUGGUCGAGAACGAAGACGAGGCCGAAGAGAUAUUGAAGCCUGCCAGGGACGGUGCCAGCAUAGCAACGGUACUGUUCUGUGCAAACCAGAUCUUCACUACAAAGGCGCCCAACUUCUCGUCAAGACGCCUGUUCGUGGUGACGGACAACGACUAUCCGAUCAAAGUCAAGGCAGACAAGGACACGGCAGUCACCCGAGCACGUGAUUUGUAUGACCUCGGCUGCACCAUUGACCUGUUCCCCAUCUCACAGCCAGAUCAUACCUUUGACCGAUCGCGCUUCUUCGAUGAUCUUGUAUAUCCCACAUCACCAUCCGAUCCCGAAGCCCCCGUUACUCUACCGUCGACCACCAAAGUUGCGAAGAGCGGCGAAGGCAUUUCGCUCCUCAAGCAGCUCAUAUCCUCCAUCAAUUCCAAAGCCACACCCCGUCGCGCUCUGUUCUCGCUGCCCAUGGAGCUCGGUCCUGAUCUUCGCAUCGGGGUGAAAGGAUAUAUUCUCAUCAAGCGCCAGGAACAUGUCAAGUCGUGCUACGUUUGGGUUGGAGGUGAAAAGCCACAGAUAGCGACUUCGUCAACACAACAACUGGCAGGCGAUUCGGCGCGGGCCAUGGAGAAGACGGAGAUGCGCAAGGCGUACAAGUUUGGCGGCGAUGCAAUCACCUUUACGCCCGAAGAGAUUACACAGAUAAGACAAUGUUUUGGGGAGCCUGUGAUCCGAAUCAUUGGCUUCAAGCCUCUCUCCAGCGUCCCACUAUGGGCCAACACGAACAAAUCAACAUUCAUCUACCCUUCCGACGCAGACUACAUUGGCUCCACUCGUGUCUUCUCGGCUUUACAGCAAAAGCUACUCAAGUCCCAAAAGAUGGGCUUGGUAUGGUUCAUUCCACGUCGCAACGCUGCACCUACACUUGCCGCUCUUAUACCCGGUGAAGAGAGGCUCAAUGAGGAAGGCGACCAGUUGACACCACCGGGCCUUUGGCUUGUACCCCUGCCUUUCGCGGACGACAUCCGCCAGUUCCCAACGCCACCAGAGCAGCCCCUCAAAACCACGGAUGCGCUGACAGACAAGAUGCGCCUCAUCAUUGAGCAAUUGCAACUACCCAAGGGUGUCUACGACCCAUCCAAGUAUCCCAAUCCAGACCUGCAAUGGUUCUACCGCAUCUUACAAGCGCUAGCCCUGGAAGAAGAACUCCCACUCCAGCCUGAUGACAAAACGAUUCCUCGCUACAAACAAAUCGACAAGCGCUGUGGCGAGUACAUUGAAGACUACGGCAGAGAAUUUCAAGCAGCAUACGAGCAGCAACAUAAGUCUGCACUUGCCCACCGCGCUAAACCCACGGCCAAGAAACGCCCUGGCGGCGGCGCAGACAGUGACGAUAAGCCAGUGCCCAAAAGGGUAAAAAAAGAGUCAAAAGUCAAAGCCGAAAGUGGAGACGAGGAAGAAGCAAUGACUGACCAGCAAAUGGCCGACCUGAAUAAUGGUGGAAAGAUUAGCAAGCAAACGGUAGCCGUACUGAAGCAGUGGCUUGGCGCAAGGGGUCAGAGUACUGGGGGUAAGAAGGCUGAGCUUUUGGAGAGGGUGCAGGAAUAUCUCGACGGCAAGGGUUUAUGA
Molecule: messenger RNA, 1980 nt
Organism: Alternaria novae-zelandiae
Lineage: Eukaryota; Fungi; Ascomycota; Dothideomycetes; Pleosporales; Pleosporaceae
Gene: KU70
Product: ATP-dependent DNA helicase II subunit 1
Exons: 2
Coding region: 1-1980 (659 amino acids)
Biological process (GO): cellular response to gamma radiation; double-strand break repair via nonhomologous end joining; cellular response to X-ray
Cellular component (GO): nucleus; Ku70:Ku80 complex
Molecular function (GO): telomeric repeat DNA binding; double-stranded DNA binding; DNA helicase activity
Source: RefSeq, a predicted model, not a curated record